UGGAGGCGGCGGCCCCGCGGCCGGAGCGCGUCAUUGGAAGCGGCCAUCGGACAAUUCGAAGUUCCGGUGCUGAAAUAAGGACAUCUAGUUCUCCCGCGGACAACAUGGACAGUCUGCCCACAUUUGGCUCGAGUGGCGAGAAGACUUUGCUAUCUGUCACAAACAACACAGGGCCCGCAGCUACAACAGAAAGCGUCAUUUCUGACACUGAAAAAAUCAGCUCUGUGCAUUUGAUGGAGCACUUCUCAGUAGACCAGAACAGAAGUAGUAAUAUUUCUUCAAGUGAUGCAGAUGCCACUGAGCUUGGAGUUGUGCCUGUGGUUACACAUUCUUCCAAGACACCAACGGACUCAUCUGCUCAAAGUGAACAUGCAGUCAUUGGAAGUCACCACCAGACCCUGAGCAACUGGCAUGCUGAAAAAAGGACUUCUAGCUCUCAUACUGAAAGCACGUAUACUGCAGUUGCAUUCGGUACAGGUGAAGACAGGACAUUACAGUUGUUGACAAAUCGCAGUGUUUCAGUUGAUAUGCUACCAGGUUCUGGUUUUCGCACAGAAAUCCCAGUGUCUUCAGAUCUUACCCACCGUUCCUCUUCGGUAUCACAGGCUGGAGCGUCAGAUAUCCCUGAUUUCCCCGAAUCCUCAACAGGGUCAUUGCUUAUGCAACCCUCUUCAAAAACUCAUUUUCCAGCUGCUGAAGGUCAAAAGCAGCCAGCCAGCAUCUCAGAUACAGAGGGAAAGAUUGCCAGUUCUCACAGUGACAUUGCAUACGUCGCAACUCCAUCCCUGCGGGGUCUCCACGAGAGGACAUUACGAUCAUUAACAGACACCGGCAGCUCCACCUCUAGUGCUGAAAUAUCGAGCUCUUCAGAUGGAACUGAGUCCUCAUCUAUAAUGUCUGUCCUGCAAAUUGGUAGAAAUAAUAGCUCACUGGAUGCCAUGGGUUUUACAGAGAAUUCAACCGACCCUUUGCAUAAGGGUUCGCUCACUGCUACAGAAAGUGUUUCUGCUGCUAGUGGAAGCGGCCACCGAGCAGUCAGAACGUCAGCAACAGAAGAAAGGAUUCCUGAUUCUGGUGUCACCGGCACAUCUGUUUCAGCAGCGUUCCCCAGAACAGAGGAGAGGAUGUUUCCGUCUCCAACAAGCAGCAAGCAGCCUUCUCAAUUAACACACAGCUCCAGCUCUGGUGCUCAACUGCGCAGCAUGUCAGAUGUAAUCCAGUCCUCGUCUGCAUCUCCUAUAGCAGAAACUGAUGGAAUAAAUAUUUCACCAGAUGCCACAAAUUUCAGAGAGCCCUCAACAGAUCCUUUGCUUACGGAUUUUCACUCUUCUUCAGAAAGCGCAUCCACAGCCAACAGAAGCAGUCACAAAACAUCUAGCAUGUCUGCACUGGAAAAAAGGAGGACUUCCUACUACGAUACCACCAGUACGUACCUUUCUACUGCAUUCACCGGCACUGGAGAAAGGACAUUGCGAUCUCUCUCGCACAGCAGCAAGCCUUUGUUUGCAACAGAAAGCUCCACCUCUAGUGCUGAAAUGUCCAGUGCUUCAGGUGUAAUCCAGCCUUCAUCUGCUGCAGAAGAGACUCAGGGAUUUAACAUAUCCUCUCAGGCCCCAAGUUUUGCAGAGCGUUCAACAGAUUCCCAUCCUCCUUCAGAGAGCGCUUCUCCAGAAAGUGAAAGCAGCCAGCAACCAACUAACAUUUCAGUGCUGGAGCAAAGGACUUCUGAUCCUCGUGCCACCAGCAUGGUUAUUUCAACAGCAUUCACCAGAGCUGGGGAGAAGAUAGUGCAAUCUCUAACAAACAGCAGUCUGUCCCCCAGUGCAGCACAAAGCUCUGCUUCUAGCACUGACAUACCCAGCUCUGCAGAUGUCACUCAGACCUCCUCUAUAUCUGCUAGAGCAGAGACUAAUAAAGGAAAAGUUACAUUGGGAGUCACAUAUUUCACCGGGUCCUCAGCAGAUCCCAUGCCAACGCAUUUUCACUCUGAUUCACAAGCUGCUUCUGCAGCGACUGGAAGCAGCCAUCAAUUAAUUAACAUCUCAAGUACAGAGAAAAGGUCUCCUGGGUCUCAUACCACUAGCACAUACAUUUCAGCAGCCUCCACAAAUGGGGGAGAUAGGAUGUUACGAUCUGUAACGGAGAGCAGCAGAUCUGAUGCAACACAAAACUCCCCCUUUGGUGCUGAAUUAUCCAGCGCUGCAGAUGUGACCCAGUCCUCAUCUAUGUCUUCUACAGCCCAGACUACAGGAAUGAAGAAUGCCUCAUUCAAUGCUACAGAUCCCCCCCUGCUUACAGAUUUCAGCCUUGCUUCAGAAAAUGUUUCCACAGUCUUUGGAAGCAGCCACCAGGCAAUUAGUAUUUCAGAUACAGAAACAAGGACUUCUGAUUCUCCUAUCACCAGGUCAGCAACAAUCACAAGAGAUGUGGAAUGGAGUUUGUCUCUAACGAACACCAGCACACCUUCUGAUGCAAGAGGAAGCUUUGUGUCUAGUACUGAAAUGUUAGGCUCUUCAGAGCUGAUGCAGUCUUCAUCUAUAUCUUCUGUAACAGAGGCCCAUGAAACUAAUAGUCCAUUACGUGCCACAGAUUUCACAGACCUUUCAUUGGAUCCUUUGCUUACACAUUCCCUCUCCACUCCAGAAAAUACUUCAAGAGCCGCUGGAAGCAGCCAUCAAUCAAUUGGUGUCUCAGCUACUGAAGAAGGCACUUCUGGAGUUUCCACCACCAGUUUUUACAUUUCAACAACCUCCAACAGAGGUGAAGAAACAUUAAGGCCUCUAACCAACAGGAGCACUUUGACUGAUACAAUGGAAAGUCCCAGUUCUACUUCAGCAAAUACUGACUUGACAGAUCUAAGCCCGUCUUCGUCUUCCUUAGCACAGUCUAAGGGAAGCAGUGUCCCAUCAGGGGAGGAGGACUUCAACCAGCUUUCAACCAAGACUUUGCUCACACAUCCUUCCAAGAUCCCGAGUUAUUCAUCUUCAUCAGCUAAUCUUUCAGUUUCAGAUGGAGGAAGAAAGAUUUCCAGUUCCCCUACUGAGAGUACAUACAUCUCAACCACAUUCAGCAGAGGUGUGGAAAGGACAUCCCAGUCUGGAACUACCAGCAGCAUAGCCACAGAGACAACAGAGACUUCUGCUACUGAUACGGAUACGGCCAAGUAUUCAGAUUCAACCCAAAUCUCACCUUCAGAAGUGCUGACUGAAGGAAGGAAUUCUUCAUCAAGGGAUGAUGCACGUUUCACUGAGCCUUCAACUAAGUCUUUGCGUCCAUAUUUUUCCAAGGCCUCAACUUAUUCCUCUGAAGCUGAGGAUCCCUCCACAACUGGAAGAAGCCAUCAGUCACUUGGCAGCUCAAGUACAGAAGAAAGGAUUUCCCGUCCUUAUACUGACAGCACGUAUGCUUCUGCUACAUUAUCCAAAAGUGAAGAAAGGACAUCACAAUCUCUUACAAAUGGCACAUCUACCCAUACAACAGAGCGCCCCACUUCCUAUACAAAAAUUGCCAAUUCCUCAGAAUUAUUUCAUUCGUUUUCAGAGGUACAGACCAAAGAGAUGAAUGUUUCAGCAGAUGACAUGAGUUUAACUGGGCUUUCCACGGAGACCUUGUUUACACAUUCUUCCAAGAUACCAACUUAUUCUUCUUUCCAGAACGUUGCUUCAAGUAUUGCAAGUAGCCAUCAGCCUAUCAGUGGCACUGACACAGAAAAACGGACCUCCGCUUCUCAAACGGACAGCAUGUACAGUUCAACCACAUUCAGCAGAGGCGGGGAAAGGACGUUAUUAUCUAUAUCAAGUAACAGCACUUCUACAGACUCAUCAGAAAGUUCCACUUUUUUUACAGAAUCUUCCAACUCUUCCAGUAUAUCCCAGGCCUCAUCUGUGUCACAGAGUAGAGAAAAUAAUGUAUCAUCAAGUGAUGGGACCGUCACGGAGCCCUCUACUGAACCUUUACUCGUUUAUUCUUCUAAAAUUCCAACUUACUCUUCAACAAGCAGGAUACAAAAUACAACUCUGUCUUAUACUGGCUCUGAAUCAGCACCAACUGGCAGCUCAUCAUUAUCUUCAUCAGGGUUUCAGUCUUCUGCCUCAGUGUCUUCAUUCUAUCGAUCACCUUCAUCAACACCAGCACCCCCUCCUUUGUUCACAACAUCACAAUCGUCUCUACCACCAACUUUGUCAGUCUUGCCAUCAACAUCGCCUCCGCCUCUCCCUUUAUCAUCUUUACCUACUUCCUCACCAGUCACAGCAUCAUCAUCAUUCUCAUUCUCAUCACCUUCAUUCUCUUCACAAUCUUCAUCAGUACACUCCAAUGACAGCUCUCAAACCAGUGCGUCCACGGUUACAACAGGAGCGACAGAUGGGAGGGAGCCGUCCACGGCUGUGUUUUCUGGGAGUUUGCCCGGAGAAUACGACAAUCACAGUAGCACAUACCCGUUGAAGGAAAGCACUGGCUUCAGCUCCACAGAAUUGCCUCUUUUUCCAACUACAUCCACGGAGCACCUUGCUAAACAUUCAGCAUUCAUGCCAACUUCUUCGCUUAUGACAGAGAGCACCGCGGGGGCAGCCACUGUUGCCACAGGGGACAGCAUUGAAAAGACACCUUCGGUUUUGACAACCGUGAGUCUGAGCAUGGGUACGGAGAUGACAAACGAAUCAACCACUACCUUGCCAAGUCCAACAAGUCGGGAGGAAGACUUCGCCGUCGUGGAAUUAACAACAGAGAAAUCCAGCACUGUGACAGCACGUGCAACUCUUGGGCUGACUACGGGUCAUUCUGCUACUACAGAAGUCCCGAGAGUUCAAACUGUUGCACCCACAAAGUUGGCCUCCAUCACUGGAAUAACUACAGAAGUGAUGGAAGCUAGCACCACAGCUAGUAUUAAACUCACCAAAGAAAGUAUCCCGGCUACUCAUUUUUCUGCAACAACUUCCAUUAGCAAAACCACUGCUGGGUUUCCUAGUUCUUUGACAGCUACUACCAAGCCAGCUAUUGUUGCUUUAACUACCACCACAGUGACAUCUUCUCAUACAACAGUCGAUGUCUGCGCCACAAAGCCAUGCCUUCAUGAUGGGAAAUGCAUUGUUAAUCGCUUUACGGGCAAAUUUCAGUGCGAGUGUUCACCAGCCUGGCAAGGAAAAGACUGCAGUGCAGAUGUAGACGAAUGUCUUUCCAACCCAUGCCCUGUCAUGGCCACAUGCAACAACACCCAGGGCUCCUUUGUCUGCAGAUGUCCUCUUGGGUACCAGCUUGAGAAAGGAAAAUGCAAUUUAGUAAGAACAUUUGUUGGUCGAGGUUCUCUGAAACUUAACACUACUCAUGGGAAGUAUUCUGAUGUCCAUCAAGUCCAGGAUGAAAUAACAACAAUGCUGAAUGUGUCUCUCUCAACGCUGCCUGGGUACUGCCACUCUAUCGUUAAAGUUGCAAGGGAGUCAAAUUCUGUCCGUGUUUCAGUCCAAACCACCUUCUCGUUAGCCUCCAACGUGACGCUCAAGGACAUUCGUACCAAUUUACAAAACUAUGCCAGAGCUUGCAAAUCCCCUCCUGAAACCUGCCAGUUCCUCUCAAACCUUAUGCAUCUGCACACAGCUGGCGGUUUAUGUGAACAGAAAGACCCUGAAUGCGACAAAGAAACUUCUGAAUGCAGAGAUUUCGAUGGCAUUGCAGUCUGUAACUGCAGAAACGGAUACUUUAAAUACAACAAGAAGGAUCUUUCCUGCAGAGCUUGCGAAGAUGGGUUUAAGCUAGAGAACGAGACCUGCGUAAGCUGCCCAUUUGGCUUGGGGGGAUUCAACUGUGGAAACCCAUAUCAGCUAAUCACUGUGGUAAUUGCGGCUGCUGGUGGUGGACUUCUGCUCAUUCUGGGAAUAGCACUGAUAAUCACUUGCUGUAGAAAGAAUAAAAAUGACAUAAGCAAACUCAUCUUCAAGAGUGGGGAUUUCCAAAUGUCACCAUACGCUGAGUACCCCAAGAACCCCCGAGGACCAGAGUGGGGAAGAGAGACAAUAGAAAUGCAAGAGAAUGGAAGCACGAAGAACCUGUUGCAGAUGACAGACGUCUAUUAUUCGCCAACUAAUCUAAGAAAUCCUGAACUGGAAAGAAAUGGACUUUAUCCUCCCUACACUGGUUUGCCAGGAUCCCGACAUUCAUGCAUCUACCCCGGUCAAUAUAAUCCUUCCUUUAUUAGUGAUGAAACCAGAAGAAGAGACUAUUUUUAAUCAGAGUGAGUGGGAGUGGAAGGUUAUCGUAGUUACGUGCCGUGUGUUCACCAGGUACAUGCUGUCACCUGGCAGCUCACUUGAUGCCAGUUUUAGUCUUCACUUUUACGCGUAUGGAGGACUUCAGUCUCAAGACAACACAGAGCAGAGCUGCCUUGGGAGAACCCAUUCACAGCUGUGGUGGAGAAGCGAGGAGAAGAAGGAGCCCACAUGCAGAGCAAUAUAAGACACAAGUAGAAGUUCAAGGAAGUUAACCUGCACUCCAGUUUUUUCUUUCACCUCUUAACUUACGUCACGCGCAUGUGGUAGUAGAUCAGUACAGACAGACUAACUGAUGAUGGCGCCCUAAAGCUAAAACCACUAGGGAGUGUUUUGUUUACAGGUAUUGUAACUUGUUGGUCUGACUACUGUUUUUCCUUAUGGCCAACCUACAUGCAAAGAUACACACUGUGCGAUUGUUUGUGGUUGGAGGUUCGUGUUCACUGCAAACUUUUCUCCUUUUCUGUGCCCUGUUCCACUUCCUGCACUGGAUUGCCCACAAAUUACCAUUUUCUUAUUGGAAAGUAUCAGUCUCUCAAAAUGCCUGCUCAGCUGAGCCCUGCCUCUGGCCACGCUAGCUGAAUUCAUAAGCUGGCUUUUGUGAAGACAUACAGGGAGCUUAGCCAUGCCUCCUCCGUUUGAAUGGGAAACAAAGAUGGAGCUAACUCCCAGAAUGGAUUUUAAAAAUCUUCUUUGUGUUCAGAAAACUCUGAAUGUAGCAGUGUUUUGUCCACCAAUCUACAGUAUUGUUCAAAAAGUGUGGCUUUAGACUGUAAAUAGUCACCGUAGCAGUCCCCAGCAGGACCUUACCUAGGGCUGUAUCCCAGCCGGGAUUUCAGUGCACUUCAACAAGAGCGAGAUCAGGUAUUUCUUGAUGGAGUCUUUUAUAGGAAAGUAUGUAGGAAGCAGUUCUCAUUGCUUUGAAAAGAUGAACACGUUGCUGAAGAUCUGUAAGUGGAAAGUGGUUAAGUGUUAUAACAUUUAUGGGACAGAGAUGAUGUCAACUUUGGGCAGUGCAUAAGAGGGAGUGGACCCAAUGCCUGCCAUUGAUUUUGGUGGUAGCUAUAGGAAUGCUUUGCAAAACUGGAGGUCAGGUUUGUUGUAACGAGUUACACGCACUGUGAGAAAAGCACAAGAUCCUAAGUAAUGAAGGGUAAAGGAUUCUAGACUGACUUCUUCCAUCAGCCCCAAUAACAGGUGAAUCUGAGUGAAGGAUCAUUCACCACCCUUGCAUUUCAUUCAUGGUCAUUUACCACCCAUUUACCACGGAGCUAACUGGACAUUUUUUACUAAAAUGUUGCAAAUUUUUUUCAAAUUUUUCACCAAAAAAGUUUUCCCCUUUUCUGUUAAGUUUGUCAUUGUUUUUGAGCAAAUCAAAAUAUCAGCGUUUUUCAACAUUUAAAAAAAAUGCUGUUGCUCUCGAUCAAGUGGGUCUAAUGUCAAAAUAGUUUCUCAGUGCUGUUUUACAGUUGUUUUCUCCUGUUCUAUUUUGUGCUGCGCUGUGGUUUCCCCAAACACCUUUCAUUUUUUGAGAUGCCGCGCUGGGCUUUUGUAAUUCUAUUGAUCAUUUUGAAAGAAGCUCAAAGUUGAUAAUUUAUUACAUCCUUCAGCAUGGGUCUGAGCCAAAGGUCCCUGACUGCAUAGGUGGAUGCUUAGAGCAGUUCAUGUUAAUCAAGUACAGCAACGGCUUGUCUUCACUGCCAGUUCACACAAGUUGUAAGCUGAAUGUUGCUCCUAUUAUGAUUAUCAGUCACAAAGAAAAACCCUUAAUUACAAUGUAAUCGUUCUGCUCCGCAGGCUAAAGCUUAGGUCCAUCCAACCCCUUAGCUGCUAUUCCCUCUCUGAAGCACAGAUGAGCUCUGCUUAAGUGCUGCUGAUUGUCCAGUGUCUUCCCACAAUUUUUCCUGCCUGUGCCCAGAAAGAUAGGCAACUUCUCUCUUAGUACGCUGCAGAUGGGAGCCCAGCAGUUGUAUGUGUAUUGCAACCCGAAUGCCCUUUUGUGGCACGGCUGCCCUCACUCAAGCUUGACUACUUCAAGAAGCACUAGUGAAGAUAAUGCAAGUGAACUCUGCCAGGAAGACAUGUCCUGAGUCACUGGUCAGGAAAGGAGCUGUUUACCAUAGAGACUCUGAACCCCCGACCCCUUUCCACUGGGUGGCGGUAGACUUCUGGCCUCUGUUACUGCUUGCUCCCGCGAUGUAGGCAAGGCAUAACAGGUGUAUGCAUCCAAGGAGGAAGGGUCUCAUUUAUGGCAUGCAAGUCUAACUUGAGCUAAUGAGCAGAAGUAGUAGUGUGGCCACACUCCCAUGCUCUCACUUCUUUGGGGUCAGGCUCCCCUACCCUUCUUGUCCUGCUGAAACGCCACCAAACUUCAUGGCUGCCUUGGGCAGGGUCAAGCUAAUGUUUAGCAUAUCUCAAGCAGGGGCCUAUUUGCCGAUCCACACAGGAAUCUGAUCCUACAGGGUGCUGUGCAGUUAGUAAUUAUGAUGUCUCUGAGUAGGAUUUAGCAGGACUCCCUCUGUCAGUAAGGGUUGCAGGACCCCUGCUUUAACCAGUUGAAAAAUCACAGAGAAUUCUUACACUGUUUUUCCUUGUAGUGGCUUGGAUGCUGUUCUUAGCUUUGGAACGGGAAAUGGGAUCUUAUUGUUCCUGAUUUGGGUUAUCUCACACUCUGAUGGUUAGCUCUUCUGUUUCAUUUCUUUGUUGUUUUUAAACACGGCUUUGGAUGCAUUUUUAGCCCGUUAGCCUGGAUGUUUUAGGAUGUUAGCCUGGAAUUACUGAGCAGUCUCGUUAGAGUCAGCAAAGUUACCCACCUUGCAGGGAUGCAAGACUAAGUCUUUUCCAAAAGAGAACUCUUAUUAUUAUUAUUAUUAUUAUUAUUAUAGUAAAUCCUUGUGAGGAAGAGCGUGGAUGAUCUUUGAUGUUAUGUUGGAAUUAAUCCUUCAUUGGCUCCAUUUGCUUCAGACUGGCGCCCAAAUGGACCCAGGACCUCAUGGAGCAAAUGCAAUGUUUUUUUUUUAUAUACGAUCUUGACGAUAAACUGAAAUUUGGGAGGAUUUAUAGCAUUUCAUCCUUUGUCUUGAAAUUCUUCAUGAUGUCAUGCUGCCAACAAACUACCACCUCUUCCAGUUCACUUCUCAGCUGGAUCUACUGAUUUCUUCCCUACUAUAAAAAUACUGUUUAGGCAGAGAAUGCAAUUUUCCAAAUUCCACCGAAUUCCCAUUGAUCAGAACUCUGCUAGCCUGCUGAAAGGUGGCUGGGUGCACAGCAUCCCAGUGAGACGGUUACGGUCCUGAUCGUCAUUGCAGGGGUGUGAUGCGUUGCCGCCUGGCUCUCUUCAGCUAAACACAAAUCCCUGAUCUAGUUCUGACCUUGAUCUCUAUUUCUGUCUGCUUGUCACCUUUGUACACAAGUACCACGUGGCAAUGGCAUGUGAUGUGCUAUUCUUGUCUAGAGAUGAGGAAGAGUCCGAGAUGACUCUUUCUUCCCCAAUGCCAUUUUCAUUCUUUGGUGCUUUCUGUUACAUACCUAAAGAAAAGCGGCCUCAUUUUUUGAGGGCUCAGGUUCUAUGUUUAAGGAUCCCAGAACUGCGAUUUUGGCUCCCCUCCCAUGUGUCACAGUCACUAUUUUCCUGGGCGAGGAGGAUUAGAUAGAAAGGAGCGUGAAAGAUGUCUGCAGUCUGAGAUGAGCUAGGACAGGCUACGUGCCGUUCGCCUGAGGUGGUGUUUCCUUCUCCCCAGAGGUGCACCAACCAGCAAUGAAGAUGUUUGCAGAUCUACAGCAAAGUGUGUGUGUGUUGGCCCGAGUGCCUCAACAGCCAGGCUGAGAGAGGCAGCCAAUAUUCAGCCCAGCUGCUGGGGGUGUUCAAGACACACGGCUGAAGCUGAGGCUCUUAUUUACUUGACGGAUGGAAUCUGCUGCUUCUCUUUUCAGGUACCAACAAAGUGUUGGAGCUUAAAAUAGGGUGAUAGGAAGAACAAAAGGCCCUUUGCCCUUGACACCAUCAGUGUUGUGCCACACAGCUAAUUAGGCCAUUUGCUGUUGCCACAUCUCACCAUAAAGUCCUGACGUUGUGAUCAAAUGCCAGGACAGACACUCCCUGUACACAGGGGUGCAGCUGGGUGCAAGGAGCCCUUACUAUCCAGCAGUUACAACCUGCCUCUGAAGACAGCGCUGAGCUGCACCAUCCUAGAGAGAAACCUUUCUCUUACAAAUGAUGUGUGUCCUACAGUAUCUCUACAGGACUUUCCCCCACCGGUGCAUUAACACGAGGGAAGGACGUAGCAGGCUUGGCCGCUGUUACACAACCCUGCUAUAUUUUAUAAACACUCCUUCCCAAUUCUUGUCCAAUGUCUUUUCCAAAUCCGUCUGGGUUUCUCAUGCAGCCUACUCAAUGUUUGCUCUUUCUUACUUAAAUCUUGUUUUUCCUUGUUCAGCAUGGCUUAGACAGGGAUGAUUCUGCCUUGAGCAGGGGAUAGAUGACUUCCUGAGGUCCCUUCCAGCUUUCCUUUUCUGUGACUCUGUGCUUUCCGCGCUGACAAUUGUUUUUUCCUUUUAGCAGACCAGGGACCUAAUCCCACUUCCAUUAAAGUCCAAGGAAAAGUCUUCUCUGAUUUUAAUGGGAGUUUGAUCCAGGCCUCAACUCAUUCCAGCUUCAGGAUGACCUUGGUUUUCAUUGCAGAUAUUAUUUCAGCUCUGUCUUGUGCGCUGGACACUUGUGCGAUAUUUUUGCUGCCUUUAAUAUUGUAUUUAAUUUAAAGAAGUGUACUUAAUGUUGUAGCAAACCCUGUAUUAUGUGAGAUUGUACAUACGUUGUUGUGCAAGGUCUGGAGCACCUUCUUAGAGAGAGAAAGAAUGUGAAUUUUAUACGUUGACUGAUCGCAUUUCUCCUGUGCUAGGAUCUUCUGGGAUCAUAAAUGAUGUUUGUGCGUGUUCAUCAUAGUUGACGAACUGCUUUCUAAUUUCCGCUUUACUUCCCUGUUGGAAAGAGAAUGGAGCCCCCCACUUUUGAAGGGGGGCGUCUAGCAUAUUAUGUCUGUUUUGGGAGUUUCAAUGAGCCAUUGUAUAGCGUAUUUAUUUUUUUGUGUUUCUGAAUCUGCUGAGGCUCAAAUACAGGACAAAGAUACGUACAGAUGGUGGGGGAGGGUGGGGAGGAGGGACAAAAACAGCAGAACAAAAAGUCAAAAAAAUAUUUAUUUAUUUAGCAGAAAUAAACAUCUCAACCCAGUUUAGGAUUUGGUUUUUCGGUUGUAAGAACUGACUUGCGAUGAGUGGGCAGUACCUUUCCUAUGUGUUGAUUUGGGGGCUAUGUCGGGAAUACCUCUGUGGGGGGAGAAUGAGAGGUGUUGGCCUGACAGUCUUCAGAAGCAAUAUGCAAGUGAUCCGAUCCUUAUUUUGUCAAGACUUUCAUUGAAAUCAAUGGGUAUUUUUGCCUGUGUAAUCACUGCGAGGUGUAGUCCAGUGACCUGGAUACAACCACCUGAUAUGGAAAAGUCCCAUGGAAUAUAAAAGAAAAGGGUAAUUUUUCUUUCGGGGGGGUCCAAUAGAAGUUGAUUGAAAAUUCCUUCUCUUCAGUAGACACAGAAGAACUAACUUACAGGAAGGAUAUUUUUCCUUAUUAAAUUAUUUAGUUUAUCAGUGCAAUUCGGUGGAAAUCAGCUGGUUUCAUCCCUCUACGUUUCCAUAGGCUUUUUCCAAAUAAGAAAGCAAACCAGAUGUACCAUCUUGGGAACAGCUUCCAAACUGCAACAGUGACGUCUGUCUGCAGGGAAGUCUGUUUGAAAAGGCACCAUUUCUUUGUGUUUCUGUUAUUAAUCUGAAUGUACAAACAGUAGAGCUGCUUUAGGGUUUUCAUUGUUCUGGAUUUCCCUUUGCAUAUUUCUGAAUGUUAGCUUCUGAGUUGUGGUUUUUUUUUCAUUAAUUUUGCAAACCAGUGUUAUUUAAAGGUGUAUCAUAUUUGCAACCUCCACUAAUUACACAGUACUGUAGUAGGAAAGUAUAAUUUUUAAGGAUUGGAUUAUUUUUAUACCUGCAUCCAGUAUAAUUAAAUCUGGCGUUCUAGUCAGUAUCAUAAAAAAGAUACAAUAAAACUAUUAAUAUUAUUAUGACUCUA
Gavialis gangeticus (Gharial) is the source of this 12372-nucleotide messenger RNA. RefSeq names its product heart development protein with EGF like domains 1 (gene HEG1). The transcript has 24 exons. Bases 105 to 6221 code for a protein of 2038 amino acids. Gene Ontology annotation, biological process: heart development. Lineage: Eukaryota; Metazoa; Chordata; Crocodylia; Gavialidae. The record is from RefSeq and is a predicted model, not a curated record. Gene Ontology annotation, molecular function: calcium ion binding.